Molecule: messenger RNA, 1737 nt
Organism: Parnassius mnemosyne (clouded apollo)
Lineage: Eukaryota; Metazoa; Arthropoda; Insecta; Lepidoptera; Papilionidae
Source: the annotation of a GenBank genome assembly
AUGGAAAACUCCGAAGAAAAAGUUAUUAUGACGCCCAAGUGUAAAACACCAACAUCCACUACUAUAGUUGUAGAAAGAAAGGUUGUUGAUACCGAGCCGAGUGAUAAAAUACACGUUGCUGGUGGUGAUCACACUGGAAUCAUUAUAAACAAGGAAAAAGUUUAUGAAAAUGGAGUCACAGAGCCAUGUCAUGCUCAGUUAGAGUUUUGUGUAUAUCUUGUGUCUGCUGCAACUGGCACUCAUACUCGGGAGGCAAGAGCAUUAAGAUUUUGGUUCAAGCCUGAAGUACCUUGUGACGAGUGUCCUCAUGAGGCCCAAAGCUUUUUCCGUGAACUUGUUAGUCCUCAUGAUUUUCCAAAAGAUUAUGUGGGUUUCAUCAAAAAGAUAAUAAAAUUAAUGCAGCAAAAAUACCACCAACUUAAGGUGUUGGAGAUAGAACUAAGACAAGAGGGUAGUGGACCUCCACCACCAGAAUCAAAUGGCGUUAUUACGAGUAAGGAUCCUAUAUACAAGUAUUCUAAUGGCUCUUUUAUUGAAGAUAGUGUUUUGAACCAAACACAAAUUAUAUCGGAGCAAAGAGUGUUGGACAUGAUCGAAAAUGCGUAUCCCAAUCCAUUGACAGUGGAAGAUUUUGUGACGGUCGGAAAAUGGUCAAAGGCAGAAGUAAAAGAUGCUUUAGAGGCGCUAGAAGAAAAGGGCUUAACGAGGGCUAUGUCGGAAGGCCUUUACAUACGUCAGCAUAGUAUUGAUACUCAGGUGGUUAAGCAAAUGCCCACACUGUGUUCGUCUCGACAACCAAGCAUUGCGAUCAUCACCGCGUUAUACUGCGAGAAGCAAGCAGUCGACGCCAUGAUGGACAACCAGGAGACCUACGUACGCUAUACAACAGUCGGCGAGUCCAACGUCUACACACUGGGAACGAUCGGCGCACAUCGUGUCGUAACCACUAAGUUACCUUCAGUGGGUCGAACUAGGGAGGCGAUGACGGCAGCUGGGAACACUACCACUAGACUGCUCGGAAUAUUCCAGAAGGUCGAAUAUGUUUUCCUGGUAGGUGUAGGUGGCGGAGUUCCCCACUACACAGAUUACUCGCGGCAUGUGCGUCUAGGUGACGUCGUGGUAUCAACACCAGCUCCGGAUUUAAACGAUAAAUACGUGUACAUUUUCUGCGAAAAAGCUGAGCGUAAUGAAAAGGGUGGUUGGGACUAUGAAGUGAAGCCUUACAAACCAACUAAUUUCCUAUUGCAAGACAUCGCACUACGGCUUACGAAUACUCACGCCCCUUGGAGCUUAUAUGUCAACGAAGGAAUGCAGCGCUUGCGAGGAGUGCCAGGUCGCUGGGAGGCGCCCGAAGACGCGACCGACCGGCUCAGUGUCGAUGUCGGUGACGGCGUGUUUAUAGAAGUAUCACAUCCCGUUCCCCACGGUGAACAAAGGCGCGGGCAGGUGCGCGUGCACUGCGCGCCGGUGGCGGGCGGGCGCGCGGUGGCGGGCGCGGGCGCGGGCGAGGCGCGCGCGGCCUUCGCGGCGCACGCGCGCGCGCGCGCCUACGACUGCGAGCUCGACGCCGUGCUCGACAGCGUCGUCGGCAACCGCAAGGACUGCUUCAUCUCCAUCAGAGGUAUCUCGGACUACCGUGAUGGUUCCCGCGGCAAGGAAUGGCAGGCGCAUGCUGCUUUAGCGGCGGCCGCGGUUAUGAAAACUAUCAUAGUUGCUAUGGAUCCUCCUACUGACUAA